Molecule: messenger RNA, 3257 nt
Organism: Populus trichocarpa (black cottonwood)
Lineage: Eukaryota; Viridiplantae; Streptophyta; Magnoliopsida; Malpighiales; Salicaceae
Product: probable mediator of RNA polymerase II transcription subunit 26c
Exons: 9
Coding region: 743-1831 (362 amino acids)
Cellular component (GO): nucleus
Source: RefSeq, a predicted model, not a curated record
CAUCGUCAUUGAAAGAAAGCAACUCUCUCUCCCUCCUCUUUGUCUAUCCAUCUACUGAUCCACCACAAGCCAAAGUUGCGUCUUUUUGAAUAGGAAGAGACCAAACCAUAGCAAGGCAUCGGUCAGCUAAACCCAAAAUCAAAAGGAUAGAGAUAAAAGCAUGAAACACAAACAGAAAGACCCAUCUUUAUUUUACAAAAGAAUAUACCAUAUCUUGUCUCAAGUGUCCAACAAAUAAAAGAAAAGGAAAAGAAUUUCCUAUGCCCUUAAGCCAUUAAGCACUCACCACCCAACAAGAGAAAGACAUCAAUACUAUCAAAGAAGUUUCUUUUCCAACUCUUUUCAGCUCCCCUUCUCUCUCCUCAGAACUUCCUUCUCAAGCUGAAAUCUUUCACCUCCAUUGAUACAAAAGGACAAGCUUUUAUUGUUUGAAAGCUUGUUAUUUGAUUAAGAAAAGCUUGGUGAAGCUUUUUGACACAAGUUUGGAGGGCUAGAUCUGAAAUGGGUUUUGUUUAAAACAAAGUUUUUUUUGUUAUUAUCUUGUCCAAAUUUGCUGUUGUGUAUCAUAAUCUUGUCUAGAUCUGUUGAUGAUGCGUUCGGUUUUUUUCUGUUGCUAGAAACAGAAAAGCCCAUUCGUCUAUAUUUUUGGCAGGUCAUAGAGGUAUAAAGAUAUAAAUAUUAAAACUUUGUUGCAUUUCUCAAGAAUUGAAGUUUGAUCUUGAGGGAGGGAGAGAAAGAGAUAAUGGAUAUUGAUGAUUUUAGAUUGAUAUUGGAGAGUUCAGGUGUUGAUGUUUGGACUUUCAUUGAUACAGCAAUUGUUGUGGCUUCAUUGGAUUUUGGGUCUGAAUUAAAGAGAAGGAGGGAUGAUAUUGUGGAGAGGUUAUUUGCAUCAUCAAGCUCAUGUAGUAGAUGUAGGGACAGGAGUCUUAAUGACAUUAAUAUGAACAAUACUAGUAAUGGGGAUGAAAUAAAGGGUCUUGUAGAGAAGGAGAGUAGCCAUGAAGAAGAGAAGGGGACAAGGGUGGCUGCAGAUUCUCCUGUUACACCAAGGUCUGUUAAUGGUGAUGGUGAUGAUGAUGAAUUGGAUCCAUAUGGAGGGUUGUUUGAUGAUGAGCCAAAGAAGAUUUUGGUUAUUAAGCAACAGCUUGAAGAUAUUGACCAGCCUGAAGAUUCAUUGGUUGAUUUGCUUCAAAGUUUAGCAGAUAUGGAUAUUACAUUUCAGGCACUUAAGGAGACUGAUAUUGGGAGGCAUGUGAAUCGAUUGCGAAAACAUCCAUCUAAUGAUGUUAGGAGAUUAGUGAAGCAACUUGUCAGAAAAUGGAAAGAAAUUGUAGAUGAUUGGGUCAGGUUGAAUCCACAAGGAGAGCAUGCAUCCUCUGGUUUAAUGGCUGAUGGGGACUCACCUCAGCAGAAGAUUCCCCAGAAUGGUCAUCACCAGGUUCCUGAUUUUGCUUACUCUCCCAACCCUCACAAUGGGAGUUCUGGAUCAGAUAGGAAUAAUUCCGAACCUGAAAGAAAACCAAAACCAGCUCCUCCUCGAAACCAAGCUCCGACCAAACCUACUCAAAAACCAGUCCCUGCAUCUUCACCUGCUCCUUACAAUGUACAGAGACAAAGAGAACAACCGAAAGCAAGCAGUUUUGAUGCUGAUCAAAGGCUUGCCUCGGCAAGUAAAAGGCUUCAAGCGAAUUAUAAAGAAGCUGAAAAUGCCAAAAAACAAAGAACGAUUCAAGUGAUGGACAUUCACGAGAUACCAAAACCCAAGAAUAAGAACACCUUCUUUCCAAAGAACAGAGGUGCUGGUGGUUCUCAUCAAGGGAGGCACUGGUGAUUUCGGCAAAGAGAUCACACAUUGACCUCCAUACCUAAAAUACAAGGGACUUGUGGGGGGGACACAGGAAAGCCUGAGUCCAUUUUAUCCAUUUAUAUUGUUCUUUAAGGGGAGAAAACUUUUUUUCUCUAAUUUUCUUAUGAUAAGAAAAAACCCUUAAAAUAGCUCGUUGGAAAAUAUAGUUUUGAGGUUCUCAUUUGAAACAAAAGAGGAAAAAAGAAGCAAGUUGCUUGCAUUUGCCUCAUCAUAGAAAGAACCCUAACAGAAGCUCAUAGAAAAAUAGAUUAUUGUUGAGGUUCUCAUUGGCAAACUCCAUGCGAGUGAUGAGACUAGUUAGGCAUUGUUUUCAGGCAUAGAUGAAGUUCUUGUGGUGUUGUCUGGAUCCUUUCAUCAUUAUUUUAGGCUAGAAAAAUGAAAUAGCUUAUUUCUCUUACAGAAGAUAACAAUACACUAGAUGCUGAGCUAAGAUAAUGAUUAUUAAAGCUCAAUGGCUUAGUCCAAUAUGGUGAGGAUUAGGUUGUUGAUGAGAGGAAAGGUGGUGGAAAUUGGUUUGCACCAGCCAUUAUCUUAUUAUUAUUUUCUUAGAAAAGAAUGGAGGGGGACUUGCUUUGAGAAAUGCAAGUCAAAUCACCCUACCAUGUGUCCAUGGCUUCUUGUUGGAGAAUGGAGGCUGCUUUCCUGGAAUACCCUAAAAUUAUUAGUUUAGACGGGUUUCAAUUUUUUAUUGAAAAAUCUUUUCUAUGAACUAGCUUUAUUCUUUAACUUAUUUCAAGCCAGAAAGUUUGACUGCAUAGCUGUUUCCUUAUCUUCAACCUUAGUCCCCAAGGCUUGUACUUCAAGGUUGAUCCUAGGGCAUAAGUUGCCCAAGACUGAAUCAGUAAAUUGCUCAGAGUUUAUUAAUGCAAAUUAUAUCACUCAGCCAAGGCAGAAAGAAGCCCUUUCUCAGCUCCAGCGCCUCUUGAAAAAAGUAGUAGUAAGAAUGAGAGGUGUUAAGCUUUUUAUCAUCUUGGCAUCAUCUUCAUGGCGGCAGAGUUUAGCCACCAAGUUCGAGAUGGAUUGGUGGCGGUAGAAUUUAACCAUCUUCAUUGCGGUAGAGUUUAACCUCCAAGUUCGAGAUGGAUUGGUAUAGUUUUUCUAUGUCUAGGAUGGACACCAGAAUAUUGAACUACAAAUGAAGACAGGCAUGAGAGAGAAGUUUUCUUCCUCCUCUGUUAAGCUCUUUAAUUUGAAGAGUAAAUGAGAUAUGUGCCCAAAUCAUCUGGUAACAAUGCCAAAAAACUUGCCAUUUCUGCAAGCUUCUUGACAUUUUUGUUGGAAAAUACAGAACAAUUUCGAAGAUCAAUUUCAACUUUGUAAUCUCUUUUCAGAGAAGAUGUGUGGCUAUUUUCAGUAAAGAAAGAAGAUGGCAACCAAUUAACUCUAGCAA